This is a messenger RNA of Eleginops maclovinus (Patagonian blennie), 3037 nucleotides long. RefSeq names its product E-selectin-like. Lineage: Eukaryota; Metazoa; Chordata; Actinopteri; Perciformes; Eleginopidae. Gene Ontology annotation, cellular component: membrane. The record is from RefSeq and is a predicted model, not a curated record. The transcript has 15 exons. Gene Ontology annotation, biological process: cell adhesion. Bases 109 to 2601 code for a protein of 830 amino acids.
GGGUACAAAAGGCAGGCAUUGCAGCUCAUAAAACUCAGAAUCAUUUCAUCCUCAGAAGUGUUCAGACUUAAGAAAUACUUCUGAAGGUUAUCAUAACUACUACUUAAAAUGGAGUUCUGCUUUGGAUUACUUCAAACCCGAGGGUCUAAGUCCUCAUGGAUCAGCCUUACCUUUCUUUGUUCAAUGCUGUGCAUGUGGUCCAGUGUUGAGUGCUGGGAGUACUUCUACUCCGACAACACCAUGAAUUGGCAAGAUGCUCGAGCCUGGUGCAAGGAAAAUUACACAGAUAUGGUGGCCAUCCAGAACCAGCAGGAGAUCGUCCAUCUCAACCGCUGGCUGCCCUGGAAAAAAACAUACUACUGGAUCGGGAUCCGCAAAGUCAACACUGUCUGGACCUGGGUAGGAACCAACAAAGCUCUGACAAAAGAAGCAACCAACUGGGCAAAGGGAGAACCAAACAAUGGAAAGAGUAAGGGAUCGCAUGAAGACUGUGUGGAGAUGUACAUUCAGAGGACGCAAGAGACGGGCAAAUGGAAUGAUGAGAGGUGUGGGAAACUGAAGACCGCUCUGUGCUACGCAGCUGCCUGUAAGAGUGACUCCUGCCAGAAUGGAGAGUGUGUAGAAACCAUCAACAACCACAGUUGUGCUUGCUUUGAAGGCUUUUACGGAGACCAGUGUGAGCAUGUUGUCGAGUGUGACAAAAAGGAUGUGACCGUCCCAGAUAAAGGAAGUGUACAUUGCACUCACACAAAUGGAAACUUCACCUACGACUCUGAGUGCCAGUAUUCCUGUGAGGAAGGAUACCAGAUGAGCAUGUCCAGACCUCUGAGGUGCACUGCGUCCAAACAGUGGUCGGAGAAGCCUCCUACCUGUGAACUGGUUCAAUGUCAGCCGAUGUCGAAACCAGCAAGAGGAUCCAUGACGUGCUCCGAUCCUCUGGGCUUGUCCAGCUUCAGGUCCACAUGUGUGUUUACCUGUGAUGAAGGCUAUGAACUCGCUGGUACCCUUCAAAACACUCUGCAAUGUGAAGCAUCAGGAUUAUGGAAUGCCUCACAGCCGUUUUGUGUUGCGGUCCAGUGCCCUGAUCUCCAAGAGCUAGAUAACGGCCUUUUGAACUGUGGAGACGAUGCAGAUGUGAAGUUCAGCUACGGAAACACAUGCAGCUUCAGCUGUGCUCCGGGCUACCAGCUGGUGGGAGCCAGCAGGGUGACGUGCACGUCUGCAGCUGAGUGGAGUGAGAGGAUGCCUCGCUGUGAAGCCAUUACUUGCCAGAAGCCAGAAGAAGCUCACCUCAUCACAGAGUGCAGCCGACCGUUUAAUGACCUGCGUCCAGACUCCACCUGCAGCUUCAAGUGUGCAGCAGGCUUUGAGCUGCAGGGAGCACACAGCAGUCAGUGUUCUGAGGACGGACAGUGGAGUAAAGCCAUACCUGCCUGCAAAGCGAUAGGAUGUCCUGCUCCAGAGAUCCCAUCAAGGGCCCAGAUCAGCUGCAGUCCCUCUCUGUCUUCACCUGUUUCUACCGGGACCCCCCAUCCACUUGGUAUGGUCUGCAUAUUCAGCUGUGAUGAAGGCCAUGAGCUGCAAGGUGCACUCAGCAUGGAGUGUGCAAAUCCAGGCCAGUGGACCUCCGCACCACCAAACUGCACAGCGGUCCAGUGCCCUGAUCUCCAAGAGCUAGAUAACGGCCUUUUAAACUGUGGAGACGAUGCAAAUGUCAGGUUCAGCUAUGGAAACACAUGCAGCUUCAGCUGUGCUCCGGGCUACCAGCUGGUGGGUUCAAGCAGAGUGACGUGCACGUCUGCAGCUGAGUGGAGUGAGAGGAUGCCUCGCUGUGAAGCCAUUACUUGCCAGAAGCCAGAAGAAGCUCACCUCAUCACAGAGUGCAGCCGACCAUUUAAUGACCUGCGUCCAGACUCCACCUGCAGCUUCAAGUGUGCAGCAGGCUUUGAGCUGCAGGGAGCACACAGCAGUCAGUGUUCUGAGGACGGACAGUGGAGUAAAGCCAUACCUGCCUGCAAAGCGAUAGGAUGUCCUGCUCCAGAGAUCCCAUCAAGGGCCCAGAUCAGCUGCAGUCCCUCUCUGUCUUCACCUGUUUCUACCGGGACCCCCCAUCCACUUGGUAUGGUCUGCAUAUUCAGCUGUGAUGAAGGCCAUGAGCUGCAAGGUGCACUCAGCAUGGAGUGUGCAAAUCCAGGCCAGUGGACCUCCGCACCACCAAACUGCACAGCAGUGAGAUGCCCUCUGCUCGAGUCUCCUGAAAACGGUCACGUGAACUGUUCCAACAUUGAUCCAAUGUUCAACUCACAGUGCUCCUUCACCUGCAAUCAAGAUUACUCUUUAGACGGACAUGACCUGCUGACCUGUGACCGUAAUGGCAAUUGGACUGGAGAUAAACCAACUUGCAAAGCUCUCGAGUCUCAGCUUGCUGCCAUUGCCUCUGGUACCGCAACAGGGGCCGCUCUGGCAUUCAGUGGUCUGUCUUUGGCCAUAUGGAUCAUGAAGCGACUGAAGCAAAACGCCAACAAGUUUGAGCUGAGCAGCAACUCGGACAUAGAGCCCCCUCAUACAACCUACAGAAACAGCAUUGACAGCCUCAUAUAAAACACAUACAUAUAAGGACAAUCUCUAACAUAACAUAUGAGUGACCAGAAGUACUAAUGUGAGCAAUAUGUAUAAAAGCUUUAAAAGCUUUUUACGAUGAAAGGAAAUGUUUUUUUAGAUCUUUGCAUUUGAUUACUGUAUGUUAUUUCUUUAACGUCAUGGUUUCCCCCGUGAUGUUUGGACAUGUAUUUCCUCCCAAGGGGAGUUUCAUAUGGAACAAAUUGUUCUACGGCCUAGUGAUCACGCUAGAAAGCUUGCUCUUUUAAUCUCGCUGUAAAUGUUACGAAAGGUUGUCCCAUGUCCUUGGAGUACUGUGAAGGAUUUCAGUAUUUAUAAGCUAUUUAUUUACCAGAUUGUUAUGCAUUUAAGAUGCUUAUUCAUAUUACUGUAUAUUUAAUGCAGCGCUGUGUUUAUUCUUAAUAAAAUGUCAAACUAU